This is a messenger RNA of Tribolium madens (black flour beetle), 1354 nucleotides long. RefSeq names its product serine palmitoyltransferase 1-like. Gene Ontology annotation, cellular component: endoplasmic reticulum. NCBI's taxonomy places the organism in Eukaryota, Metazoa, Arthropoda, Insecta, Coleoptera, Tenebrionidae. Gene Ontology annotation, biological process: sphingosine biosynthetic process; ceramide biosynthetic process. Gene Ontology annotation, molecular function: serine C-palmitoyltransferase activity; pyridoxal phosphate binding. The transcript has 3 exons. The record is from RefSeq and is a predicted model, not a curated record. The coding region runs from base 153 to 1313 and encodes 386 amino acids.
AAAGUUUUGUUUAUGUUCUUGGGGAUUUUCUAGUUGCGGUGUUGGCAGCAAAUGUCAGGUGGUUACGUACGCCUACUUUUAUCAACUAAAAAAUUGAAUUCAUAAAAAUAACCUCGAGGUUUAUUAAAACUUGUGAUAAAAAAACUUUCAAGAUGUUUGACGAAGUUUUAUUUGAACAACGCCUCAAAAGCUUUAACCCUGAUCCUUUAAUAACCCCAAUUGAGUCAAAAGAGGUCCCUCUGGAAAUCCCCAUGGUGAAAGAAGAUGAAAAUAAUGUUGAUUUAGCCAAAGUCAAUUAUUUGGAUCUUUUGAAUAACGAAGAAAUCAAGAAAGCUUCAGAGGACCUUAUCCGAGAGUAUGGGGUUGGUACAUGUGGCCCCCGUGCCUUCUAUGGCACCACUGACGUCCAUCUUGAUUUGGAGCAAUCCCUCGCUAAAUUCCUCCAAAUGGAAGAAUCAAUUGUUUAUUCGUACGGUUUUGUCGCAAUUUCCAGUUCCAUUGCUGCCUAUUGUAAGAAAAACGACGUGAUUUUCAUCGACGAACACGCAAAUUUUCCCAUACAUCAAGGCCUGACGGCUGCUCGUAGUCGCGUUGUUACCUUCACCCACAACGAUCCUGACGAUUUCCGGAAAAAAGUCCUCAGUGUUACCAACACGGAGAAGCGUAAAUCGCGCAAAUUCCUCAUCAUUGAAGGGGUUUCAUGGACGACGGGCAAACUGUGCCCCCUUCCGGCCUUCAUUCAAGUCGCUGAAGAGUUCAAAAUGCGCAUUUUCCUCGAAGAGAGCUACACUUUGGGGAUUUAUGGGGCCACUGGUCGUGGCUUAACCGAGUAUUACCGAAUCGAGCCGAGUAGAAUCGACAUGAUUAUUGGGACACUCGAGGGGGCGAUUGGGUCCAUUGGGGGGUUUUGCGCCGGUUCGAAUAUGACAAUCGAGCAUCAGAGGCUCUCUGGCUCUGGGUACAUCUUCUCGGCUUCGCUUCCCACAUAUCUGGUCAAGGUUGUACUAAAAUCCCUUGAUUUGAUUGGUGAUAAACCAAAGAAAUUUGCACGGUUAGCGGUCAAGUUUCAUCGGUUUUUGACCGAAGAGUGUGGGUUUGAUGUGUCGAGUCAUCCGGAAGCCCCCUUUAAACUCGUCACACUGACACCGAAAUCAAACGAAAAGAGAGUUCAUGAGUAUUGUAGGGGGAAAGGGGUGCAUUUUAUACACAACGAAAAUGGGUUGAUGCUCAAUUUGAGUUUGGGCUUGAUGGACGAUGAGGCCCGGCUAAGAAAGGUCUUUGAAGCCCUGAAGGGGGCUGCCGACUUAAUUUAAACUAAUUUAUUGCGUUUUUAAAGAUUAUAUGAUUGUUUUUA